Molecule: messenger RNA, 1332 nt
Organism: Penicillium lagena
Lineage: Eukaryota; Fungi; Ascomycota; Eurotiomycetes; Eurotiales; Aspergillaceae
Product: putative phthalate transporter
Exons: 7
Coding region: 1-1332 (443 amino acids)
Biological process (GO): transmembrane transport
Cellular component (GO): membrane
Molecular function (GO): transmembrane transporter activity
Source: RefSeq, a predicted model, not a curated record
AUGUCUGUCCCAGAUGACAAACCACCCUCCGUGGACCGCAUCGAGGACAUUGCUCAGCACACACCCAGCAGUAGUCAGGAAGAUGAAGAGUUCACACUCGAAGAACAAAAGGCAAUUAUCCGCCGGGUGGAUCGUCGGUUGGUCACCAUGACGGGUCUGGCAUACUGCAUCUCGCUGAUGGACCGUACCAACCUGAGCAUGGCCGCCAUCGCUGGUAUGAUUGAGGAUUUGAAGCUCGAUGUGGACAAUCGCUAUUCCAUCGUCGUCCUCAUGUUCUUCGUGCCGUACGUUAUCUUCCAGCCGCCGAUGACAAUUCUCAUCCGCAAAAUUGGGCCGAGGAUCUUUUUGUCAACCAUCAUUAUAUCUUGGGCUGUCAUUAUGAUUGGAACGGGGUUUGUGAAGAACUUUGGUCAACUGGUUGGCCUGCGCGUGCUUCUCGGUGUCUUAGAGGCAGGAUAUUUCCCCGGUUGCGUUUACCUGUUAUCUUGCUGGUAUACUCGAUAUGAUGUGCAGAAGCGGUUCUCUGUUUUCUAUCUGAUUGGGUGUGUCGCGGGGUCACUGUCCGGUAUUCUUGCGUUCGGCCUGAUGCAACUGAGCGGUGCUCAUGGGCUGAAUGGAUGGUCUUGGAUCCUGAUCCUAGAGGGCGUGAUCACGGGUGUCAUUGGGAUGGUAUGCUUCGUCUUCCUGGUCGACUUUCCGGACCGAGCAGCCAAGUCCUGGCGGUUCCUGAAUGAGAAGGAGAGCGCAUUCAUUAUCCGCCGCAUCAACCAGGACCGUCGAGACGGUGACUUGGAGGCGUUCUCACUCGGCAAGUUUUUGAAACCGUCCUUAGACCCCAAGAUCUGGGGGUUUGCUAUGAUCUUCUUUUGUCUCACAACGGUCACCUACGCAAUCGCCUACUUCCUGCCUAUCAUCCUCCGUGACGGCAUGGGGUUUGGCGUGGGGGAGUCUGAAUGUCUCGUGGCGCCGCCGUAUGGUCUGGCGGGCAUCCUCAUGUAUGCCACUGCCUGGGUCGGCGACAAAUACCGCAUCCGGGGCGCCAUCCUCAUAGUCAACGCCCUCAUCUGUAUCAUCGGACUACCGCUGAUGGGGUUCGCCAAGGGCAAUGCCACGCGCUACGCGGGCGUGUUCCUCACCGUCGCGGGCGCGAAUGCCAACAUUCCCGCCUGCAUGGCGUACCAGGCCAACAAUGUGCGCGGACAAUGGACCCGAGCCUUUUCCAGCGCCACGCUGGUUGGCUUCGGCGGGAUUGGGGGCAUUGUGAGUAGUCUGGUAUUUCGCGAUCAGGACGCUCCGGAGUAUCGGCCGGGCAUGUGGGCAGCCAUAGCGUAG